AUGGAGCGGGACAGCAAUGACUGGAAACUCCUAGUCACCAACCGACAUGCAGGCAGCAGCUUUUCUCUCACCAUCCUCACCAACAGAUCAGAUCUUUUCAUGGAACAUGCCCCUGGGGGCAACUGGGACCGGGUGGACGUGGAAGAUGGAGCUGAGUUGGGGGACACUGGGCCCCCAUUGCCAACAGAUGAUUACAGUGUGUUUCCCCUCCCCAUCUCGGGCAGUGCUGUCAUCUCCUGCUACAGGCAGGGCAGCCGAGGUGCGGAGAAACCGCUUGCUCAUGGGAGCCUGUGGAAGAAGAGGGACUCAAUAAAGCCAGUGACUUCGCCAACCGUAUCCAUUGCCACAACCUCCAUGGAGCUGCUGAUCAUCGCGAUGCUGAUAGUCGGAGCAGCCGCAGACUCAGACACAGAGGGACACCGGAUCAUUGGGGGGAGAAACUGCCUCUUCGGCUCGCGGCCCUACCAGGUGGCUCUCCUGAGGAACGGCCGCAUCUACUGUGGCGGGAGCCUGAUAGCCCCGAAGUGGGUGCUAACUGCUGCGCACUGCAGCAGACGGAUCAGCACUGUUCGGGUGCAUCUGGGGGAUUAUAAUCUACAGGUGAAAGAAGGCACAGAACAGAUACGAAGAAUCCAUAACUUCUUCAUGCACCCUGGGUAUAACCUCCGUCCUCGUGACAACGACUUCAUGCUUCUGGAGUUGGAUAAGCCCGCUCGACUCAACAGCUACGUGAACACAAUCAACCUGGCUACCUGUUGUCCCUCUCCUGGAACACGAUGCAGUGUGUCAGGAUGGGGCACCCAAAAGUCCCCCCAAAGGCAGUUCCCAGCCAUCAUGCAGUGUGCAGAUGUCUAUAGCGUCAGCCAGGCCAGGUGCCAGGCCAGUUACAGGGGCAGGAUCACGGACAACAUGCUAUGCGCUGGUGUGGAACAGGGCGGCAUAGGCACAUGCCAGGGCGAUUCAGGAGGCCCACUGGUCUGCCAUGGGAAGCUGCAGGGUGUGGUCUCCUGGGGGAAGUCUGUCUGUGCCCUGCCUGGACAGCCCGGGGUCUAUGCCAAUGUCUGCAAAGCUGCUCAGUGGGUGAGGAGCACCAUAAGGAGGAGGCUCACCAGAUCAGACAGAGAUCAUAGGGUUUCUCACCUGCCACAAUAACCCACCAAACACAUGCCCCAGCCACACCUCUCCUUAUCUCACUGCAGCACCUGGGGGAUGCUGAAUGGGGUAGGGGGAGAUGGCCUGGGUGCGAAUGGGAUGGGGGAGCCGUAGUCCACAGCAGCCAAUUGUUAUGAGCCAGGCCUGACAAAAUUCUGAGAUUGGGUUAAAAAUGUGUGACUGGUUUAAAAGGCAUGAAUCAGUGUGAAGAUUGUGAGAUUGCUUUAAAAAUCAUGAGAUCAGCUUGAAAUUCAAAAGAUUGCUUUAAAAAAUCACGAGAUUGGUUUAAGAUGGAGAGAUUGGCUUAACAGUCAUGAAUCAGCCUGAAAUUCACAGGACUGCUUCAAAAAUCGAGAUGUUGACUUUAAAAAUCAUGAGAUUUGGCUUAGAAUGAUGGGAUCAGCUUGAAAGCCAUGAGAGUGCUUUUGAAACCAUGAGAUUGCUUUCACAAUCAUGAAAUCAGCCUGACGAUUGUGAGAUGGGUUUAAAAAUCAUAAGACUGGAUUAAAAAUUAUGAGACGGGUUUUAAAAUGCCAUAAAUAGCACAUAGAUAUUUGAUUUGGUCUCUUGCAUUGGUACGGUUGGCAUAAGCGGCUAUAACUGCUCUGAUGUCACGAAAUCUGACGUCUCAUGGAGGUCAAGCUUCAUUGUACAGUACUACAGCAACAUAGCUAGAGCAAUGGAGCGCCUGUAGUAUAGACAAGCUCCGGGAGUUCAUGCUCAGCUGAUUAUCCACCGCAACCCCCAAAUCUUUCUGACAGUCACCACUUCUCCAGGUAGAGUCCGCCAUCCUCUAAGUCUGGCAGACAUGCUAUGUUCCUGGAUGCAUGCAUUUAUAUGCAACCAUUUACAUCCCCAUGGAGACUCAGUGACCCAAAUCUCACAUGAUUUUAUGACAUGUCUUGAGGGUGGGUUUGUUUCUUAAAGCCUCAAGCUCCUGGAGUCAUGUGAUUCCAUGAGAAUCUAAGCUUUUGUCGAAAAAAGUCACUUUUUGUAGACUUGGGGUUUGGGGAAAGAAAGCUGGGAAACUGACCCUUAGAGGCUCAAAAAAACUGUGAAUAAACAAACCCUAGUAGUUUGGGGGUUGUUUUUCUUUUUACAUCUUCUGAUUUUUAUGCCAAUCUCACAAUUUUGGUUGGGCCUAGACUUGUAAAUUUUGAACACUUGGGGUAAGAGAUACUAGCAACCCUUGACAACGGGUGGAAGAAGAACAGGCUGACCCCAUAGUAGAAGCUGUUACAGAGGAGAGAAUGACAAAGAGAGAGGCAGCUUGUGCUCAUAAGCCAGAGCUGAGACUCCCAUUCCAUGGGAAAUUCAGAUAUUUUGGAGUGGGGGGAAGAAUCCAUUGUGAACAGGUAUACAAAGCUUAAAUUUCUUAAUGUCUGAUGCAGCAAA
This is a messenger RNA of Gopherus flavomarginatus (Mexican gopher tortoise), 2547 nucleotides long. RefSeq names its product trypsin-3-like. The transcript has 7 exons. The record is from RefSeq and is a predicted model, not a curated record. The coding region runs from base 1 to 1152 and encodes 383 amino acids. Gene Ontology annotation, biological process: proteolysis. NCBI's taxonomy places the organism in Eukaryota, Metazoa, Chordata, Testudines, Testudinidae. Gene Ontology annotation, molecular function: serine-type endopeptidase activity.